Peromyscus californicus insignis is the source of this 1805-nucleotide messenger RNA. RefSeq names its product charged multivesicular body protein 4A (gene Chmp4a). Gene Ontology annotation, biological process: vesicle budding from membrane; late endosome to vacuole transport via multivesicular body sorting pathway. The record is from RefSeq and is a predicted model, not a curated record. Gene Ontology annotation, cellular component: cytoplasmic side of plasma membrane; ESCRT III complex; multivesicular body. NCBI's taxonomy places the organism in Eukaryota, Metazoa, Chordata, Mammalia, Rodentia, Cricetidae.
AUGAAGAGCGUCUGCUCCAUCGGACUCUUGAGGGAAGAGAGGAGUCUAACUCCUGAAGAAGCCAUAUCGAAACUGAAGAAGACAGAUGACAUUCUGAUCAAACAGGAAUUUCUGGAGCAGAAGACUCAACAGGAGUGAUAAACAGCCAGAAAGCAUGAGACCAAGAAUAAGCAGGCCACCCUGCAGGCUUUGUGGAGAAAGAAAAGGUUAGAACAGAAGCUGGCACAAACUGAUGGGAGGUUGUCCACCCUGGACGUUCAGCCAGAGGCCAUUGAGAAUGCCACCACCAAUGCAGAAGGGGACCUGGGCACUAGGAGCGUGGCUUGUGUCAAUACUUUGAACUUAUUUUUAAGAUUACAUACUGCCGGGUGGGGCAUUCUAGGCCAUAUGAUGGAAAGGCUUCAUUUGUGUGAGAUGAGAAAGCCAAUGAUGGUUAGGGGGAUGGGGGGGGUUGGAGCUGGAGGGAGGGUGCCCCCUGAGUCCAUGGCAGUGUGUCUUGUUCUUCAUGACAUUGACAAGGUAGAGGAACUGCUGGGUGACAUCGCAGGACAGCAGGAGCUGGCCCAGCACAUGUCAGAGGCCAUCCCUUGCCCUAAGGGUUCUGGAGAUGGUGUGGAUGGGGAUGAAUUGCUGCAAGAUCUAGAGGAUCUGGAGCAAGAGGAAGUAACUCAGGAGUGAAGUGUGGGCAGCAAGGAGGAAGAACCCCUGGUCAGAUUGUAGGUACCUUACACAGGUCUGCCUGCAGGGCCAGGUACCCAGAACACUCGUUAAAGACUUGAGAGGGUGACAGACAGUUGGGAAGGUUACUGUCUUCUUAUUACUGUCUGUAUUAUCUGUCGAGUCACAGAGGAGCCAGGCAGAAGCUGCUGCUGCUUCGGGUAUCCAGACUGCUGACUGCAUUACAGCAUCUGACUGAAAGGGAAUGGGGACUGAAAGCCGAAUCCAGCCUGUGCUCCCCUCAGCAAGCUGUGGGUCCUCAUUUAGGGAUGCAAAUGUAAGUGUUAGUGUUUGUUUUUCCCAUUGGUACUGGGCUGCUGUGGGAAAUAGCAUCAUCAAGCACAAAUCUUGUUUUUGCUGGAGAGGCUGUAGGUGUCAGAGCAGGAGCUGGAUGGAAGUUCGAAGCCUUUAAUACUUCCUUCUUCCCCGAGCUUCCAGAAAGGACAAAGACAAAGAAGCACAAUUGGCAGGCGGGGUGUCCUGAGAGUUUGGGGUGUCUUCCUACUGCAUCCUGGGGUGCAAAACACUGAGCGCUAACGGGCCAGCUAACGGAAGGAGCGUGGCUUGGGACUUUCCUGCUGAGGUGGCAGUGUGACAGAAGGGCCCAUUGUUCUCCCCUCUUUGGCUGAGCUUUGAAGAAGGGUCUUGCUGCAGAAGGAGCCCCUCGGCUCCCUUCUUUUUGGUAGCGGAAGACUGAUUUUUGUCUCCAGUAAAACUGGGUAGAUGGAUCCCUAGUGUCUGCAGGUCUUGUCUGUACCUGAGGUUCUUCCUGCUGCUUCUUAGAGCCUUGUUCUCAGCAGUGACAAGUGAUGAGUGAAGAACGGGAGCUGAGGAAAUGAGUGGUCAUUUCCGACAUCUCCGGCUGUGUUCUGCUACCUUUCAGUUUCAUUUGUCAUAGAGUUGCCUAGUGCCUGAGGUUAAGAAAUGGCCAUUGGCCAGGUGGUGGUGGCGGCGGCGGCGCACGCUUUUAAUCCCAAAGCUCCGGAAGCAGAGGCAGGUGGAUCUCUGUGAGUUCGAGGUCAGCCUGGUCUACAGAGCGAGGUCCAGGACAGGCUCCAAAGCUACACAGAGAAACCCUGUCUGGGGGU